This is a messenger RNA of Limanda limanda (common dab), 2330 nucleotides long. It is a transcript of the gene thap7, whose product is annotated as THAP domain containing 7. The coding region runs from base 375 to 2132 and encodes 585 amino acids. NCBI's taxonomy places the organism in Eukaryota, Metazoa, Chordata, Actinopteri, Pleuronectiformes, Pleuronectidae. Gene Ontology annotation, biological process: regulation of DNA-templated transcription. The transcript has 4 exons. The record is from RefSeq and is a predicted model, not a curated record. Gene Ontology annotation, cellular component: nucleus.
UGAGAAAGGAAUUAUGCUCAGUACACAGACGAAAAUGCCAUAAGAGUUUGUGGUGAUAAGAGUCAAUGCCAUUGACAAUGUGCUGCAAACAAAAUCCUAUGAUCUCCGCAGCAGUUCCAUAGGUUUCAUAUAUGACCAAAUCAGAAUGGUGACUUUCAGAUCUUUGUGGCCCAAUGGUGUGACAAUUUGACAUAUAAUGACCCAUUUAGGUUGUAGUUUGCUGUGAUAUUGAACUGGACUACAUUAUUGUAGGAUGUGUUUCUAAUGUUCGGCCCACUCCAUUUACUAACUUGAGCAGGCAGAAAUAUUAGACACCCUUAUCAAAGAACCACAAACAUUCAGACUGAAUUAUUCUUAUAUUUGUAAUCAACUUCAUGUCAAAUAACAUCAAAAUGCAAAGUCACAUCUUUUCCACUCUACACUGUCACUUUCAGAUGCCAAGACAUUGCUCAGCAGGUGGCUGCAAAUCCCGGGACAACCGUGAAACUCGUAAUGCUGGGAUCACCUUUCACAGAUUACCAAAAGGUGCCACUCGGAGGAACCUCUGGAUCACCAACUCCCACCGUGCAGGCUCCUGGGAUCCUCAGACUGACUUUGUCUACUUCUGUUCCAAACACUUCAGCCCAGAGAACUUUGAGCUGACCGGAUGCAGUGGAGUCAGAAGGCUAAAAGAAGAUGCGUUUCCUACAGUUUUUGAUUCCUCUUCAAAAACAAAAUGCAAAAGGGCAGGAACAGUUCAGAAACAAGAAGACAUCCUUGUCAGGCAGAGUCCCUGCUCAGUUAAACGGGAGGUCACUCCGCACGACACAGAUCAGUAUCCUUCUUCAGACAAAGUCACAGUCCAGAGGUCAGCAGAAGCAUCUGAGGAGACUAAUGAAAAGAAUCCUGCAUCACUCCAAGAGCCAUCAGGGGUGGAGGAGCUCUCACAGCAAGAACAUGCUUUUUCACCACUACCAGAGUCUUGUUCCAUCUCCCCAUCACGUUACAUGAGGCGCCUGCCCCCUCCUCCAGGCUUCUACUUGUCAAAAGAGCACAGCUAUGCUCAGCUCUGCCCCCUGCUGUGGAGGAGACGGUAUGACCAGGCUGUUGACUACCUAGAGAAGGCCUUGCGACAGCUGCAUGCAGCCAGGCGCAGGGAGAACCGCUUGCGGAGCACCGUGCUGAGGCUCCGGGAUAGACGGUUGAAGACCACACUACAGGUGUCACAAUAUGGUAGUAAACACAAGGGGACACUAGGGGGAAAGAGGAGACGAGAGAAAGAAUGUUGUAACCAAGGUGAGAGUGAGACAGAUGCUAAAACAGAGGAGACAGGGUUGUUUGAGGACAAAUGUGUGGAUCCCAUGGAGUGUGGCCGUCAUUUUCUUUCAGACACUAACAGCUGGUCUGAGGAAGAGAAGGGAUACUGUUUUUACUGUGGAAGAGGGCAGGUUCAGGUUGGUGGUCAGGUAGCAUUCACACAUUCAAAGACUGAGAAAGAUGUUGAGUCCACAGUGCAUGAAGACUCAGAGAGAAUUCAAAGAAGUGUUGAAACCAGUAUAUGUGGCAGAGCCGAAAAUAUCAAAGGCAUACAGAAAUUUAGGCUGGUAAGACCACUUGAAAAAACGUUAGAAACUAGUGAUCCCGGUAUUGCACAUUCCCAAGUCCUGGUCCAAACUCCACGCCUUCAACAUGUAAUCCCUGCUGGUGUGUCUGUGCCUGCUACUCACCAUCAGAGUUCACAGUUUCUACACUCUCAGCAGAGGCUGUUCAUCUCUGAUGCAUAUGAAGGGAAUUCUGAAGCUGUGGACCUGCAGCAGCAGCUGUUUUGGAUUCCGGACAGUACUGAGGGCCAGGUCAUUGUGGUCCCUGCUCCUGCUAAAGAGAGAUUACAAAGCUUUCUCACGACAGAAGGGGUCGCUGAGGAAGCAAAGACUAUAUUGGUGUCAGAACUGGAUCUUAAAAGAUACUUGGGACACACGACAAGGAACAGUGGAGAUGUGGGAAGAGUUGAAAAAGCCUGUGACUAUGAACACAGUGAGAAGCAUUCUGUUAGCAACAGUGCAGUGUUCGAAAGGAGAGAAGAUGUGAGGGAGAAACUUAAAGAACACCUGGAGGGAUUUCAUCUUCAGCUGAGCAGCGAGUUUCUAAAUUGACAGCAUGUUCUAAAUGAACACAAAGAUUACAGAGUCAAUAAUUAAAUUACCUGUGCUUGUCUUUUCUGCUAGCAGAGUCGAACAUGUUGAAUGAGGUGUAAACCUAAUGUAUAUUUAGACUAAAUAUAUUCCCCAAAAAAUGUUAAAGAUGUGCUUAAUUUUCGAAAAUGAUAAAUAAAGUUUCCCUUUUCUUCCCUC